AUGGCGGCUGCGAGACCACAUUCAGCUCAACAAGUUGAUCCAGUGGAAAGACUAAAAGAGGAGUACAAGGCGUGGAAACACAGUCAUCCUAAGGUUUUAUUUUUAAUUACUAUCGCGUCUAAAUUUCUAAGGAGAAAAUCGAGGAGGAGAUCUUGGAAGAAGGCCUCGUGUUUAGCUAUUGUACAGAACUUCGAGUAAUAUUCCCGCAAAGUCACUCCGGAAUUUCAGAUGGAAAACAGGAUUUCACCGGAAACACCAAUUGUUUUCUUCUCCUCAGCUCCUCCAACACAUGACUGAUUGAUUGUGUUGUUUUAAAAGGGCUAUUAUGUUUUGAAUGUGCUGCAAUAAUUAAUUCCUCAAUACUGUUUGUUCAUGCUCAGGACUUCAUUGCUAAUCCUGUAAAGAAGGACGGAGGAGAAACUGACUGGCUAACUUGGAGAUGUGGUGAGAUUAAGCGGUGGUGAAUUAAGUUCUACUAUAGUAGUUUUUUUGCCAUUUAAUAUUAUUUUUGGAAGCUUUGUUGAAAUUAAAUGAUUAAUUUAUAGUGAUCUAUUGCUGUCUUUGAACCCUGACUUUUAAGAACUUGAUAUUCUUUUUCUCCACAGCCAUUCCAGGACCAGAAAGGGUAUUAGUGAUAUUUACAUGCUAUCUAUAUAAAUCAAAUUACCCUCUGAGCAUGGUCACCUUCAAUGUACCAUAAAUGUAGAAAGACAUCACCAGCUGGGUACAGAUUUAUUAAAGCAAUAGAGUGCACUUUUUAUGAGCUUAUCAACACACUGAACCUCCAGGGAUAUUGGGAGAACACUUGAAAAAUUUGUUAUUCACCUCUGGCUUGUGAUUCCCACAUCUUAUCUUGUUCCCACAACAUCUUAAGUGGGUUAUUAUGCUGGUAAACUGGUAGAAAGCACAGUAAUGUGUAUUUCUUUUUUGAAAUACACUUCAGUUUUCCAUGGAUUUAUUACAGCAAUAGAUGAUAGGUUUUUAACCUAUCUUAGCUCUUAGUUUCUUGGUUUUUUCAUGUUAAACACAUUUAGGCAGCCAAGACCACUUUAGUUGCCUCAGAAACUAGAGAAAAAUUUUGAGAUCAAAUUUUCAAGGAAAGUUGCCAAUUUGAUGAUCUGUUUCUGCCAGUCUUACAGCAAGUUUUUAUGGUCUAAACACUAAAUCAUUUAAAUAGCAGAGACAAAAUUUUUUAAGGUUCCUAAAUGAAAACUUUGAAAAUAGUUGAGCUAGGAGUGCCCCAGUAUUUGACUUAUUGUGCAUCAUAUAUAAAACUUGAAUAACACUCUAGGUGGCUUGCUCUUACUCCCUCUGAUUGAGUGAAUGAGUGUAAAUGGCAUUGCCAACCUUAUUUUAAAACCUAGUUAACUGAAUAUGAAUUUGUGAAUGUUAACUUGCAUUUAAUUGUUUUUCAAAUUAGACAAUGUGGGAAGGUGGCAUGUACAAGCUAGAGCUUUCAUUUCCCCAAGACUAUCCAUUCUCUCCACCUAACUGUAAGUAAAUUCCUCCAACUUUUUUGCUUUUAAAAUUGAUCAUUUGCAUGCACGUAACUAUAAAGUUUCAAUUUGAAGGCCAAAAAUUGGUUUCACACUAGUUUGAUUUGUGUUUCCUCAAUGUUCCAGAUACACUACUGUAGUUCCUUAAACAAAUAGAAGACAAAUCAAACUCAGCUUAAAUUCAUUUUAGCCUGAAAUUUUAAAUUGCAACAUAUAUUCUUGUGAACAAUUGUAUUUGGUGCACCACUUUGUUAAUGAUGUCAUUGAUGGGUUGGUCAGUUUAUGGCCAUUAUUUCAUCAUACAGCAAGGAAGUGCAGGAAUGAAUAUUCAGCAAGCAGGCCUUUAUUGUGGCUGCUGCGCAACUUGGGCAAGGUAGUGGGAAGAAGGCAAAGGGUUUAGUCUCAUUUUUCAUGCCAGAUCCCUCAUAUACCUCCUGCUUGGGGGUGACAUAGGCAGCUAGCCUUUGCCGACUCAGUGGACUUAGAACUAUAGAAGAUGCCUGAGUGCAUUAUCUAAUAAUUUCAUUCAGUUGUGUGAAUAUCCAUGUAUUUACAUUGUAGGUGUGUUCAAUCCUGUGAUCUUGCAUCCAAAUGUUUUUCCAUCUGGUAAAGUUUCCUUGUCCUUGAUUGACAAGAAUAAAGGUUGGAAGCCACAAAUUACGACCAAAGAGGUACACUGUGAUUUAAAAGUUGAAGAUAAAUAUAGUUUGUGGUAAAAUUCUUAAGGAGGCAUAAAAACAUGAUCUGAUUCAAUACUUGGAACCUUUUAACAGUUCUGUAGGAAAUAACAAAACAAUGCCAGGGUUUUCAACCAGUAUGAGUUGGUUUGGAUCAUCAAAGUAACUUUCAUCAUCCUUCUCUUCCAACUACAUUAACCCUCUAACUCCCAAGAUCUGAUUGUUAAUUCUCCCCUCUAGCUGCUUCACAUUUCCUUGUAAAUAACUUUUGAGAAUUGGGUGCCAGAUCAAGAUAACAGCUUCCUGAUAAGUUUGAGUAUUCUCAUUACCUGUUUGUUGGAUAGUGCUUUGAUAUUGUAGGGAGAAGUUACUUGUUGAGGGUUAAGAUCAGAUAAAGCUUAUCCACAUUAUUUUGUCAAGUACCCCUAGUGACUUACCAUUCUUAUUUUACACCCUUAAUGCCCUUACAUCAGUAUGCAUAUUCUCCACAGUGUUCUCAAUGCAUUUCUUAAGGUGCUGACCAGGAGAAUUUGUUAAACAAUCAGGAGCUUCUUUUGUUGGUGAUCAUUUCCUUUUAACUAUUUUCCUGACCUUAAUGAGUGACUCAUUGCUGAUGUUGUAAAAAGAAAUUAGGUGUUCUUUACUUUUAAGGGUCAAAGGUUUAAAACAGUUCAUCUUUUGCAUAGAAAAAUAUCAGACACCAAAAGAGUGGUGUCAUACCAAAGUGCUUAAUGAUGCAAUUAAGGAUACAAAGUCACUAGGCUGAUAUAUGCUGAGGGACCCCAGAGUUGGAAUUGGUCCAUGCUGAAGUUUAGAGCAAAGUGUGUGUUUAAAGUGAGUGUGAUGUUUUGCUGUUAUGUCAUAUUUUUAUUUCCUGUUCAGGUUCUUCUUGGAAUUCAAUUGUUGCUUAGUGAACCAAACUUCCAUGAACCAGCACAGGCUGAAGCAUAUGUAGUGUAUUGGUGAGUUUGAUCUUGAUAAUUCAACUUAAGGAACACUUGGUAUUGUACUUGAGUUUAUUAAGCUCUUGGUAACAGUAGUUAUUCAAAGUGUUGUCAAAGAAUUGUUCAUUGUUUGACUACUUUAUAUCUUUUGAUGUACAAGCUAUUUGAAAUGUCAAGACCAAGUUGUCUUGUAAUCUAUCCUUUAUAGAGAACCUCAGCUACAAAACUGUUUGAAGGCAGAGUGCUGCCUCCCAUCUUUGGGCUGUUAUAGGUGUUCAGUUGGUGAAUUGUAGUGUAAUAGUACAGGAGUCACAUAUAGUGGAUAAAUCACCAAAUUUUGUCUUACUGAUGGUCUCAUUUUCUAUUCUUGCAGUCAAAGCAGAAUGGAAUAUGAAGAAAGAGUCAAGAAACAAGCUAAAGAAAUGACUGUAAAUGGCAACUGAAAAAAAACAAUUAUAUUUUUGCUUAAGAUAAUAGAUGCUCCAAGAAGGUUGUACAGACAGGGGACAUAAGGAAGUUGUUAUUAACCCAGACAGCAAGGCAGAUGAAUUUGUUUGUCUUGCAUAGGGUGUAAACAAUCCAGUGUGUGGUGUAAAAGGUGCCAGUGCCCAGAAGAAGGGCCAUACUGUAGACCCCUUUCCCUGUGAUGGUUACGAGAGGCAUGCUUAAAACAUAGUGGUAAGAGGUCUCAUAUGUGAUGGCGGACCACCAGUGACUGGCUUUUAUUGAAAUUCCUGGUUAAAGUUUGGCCCAAAAUUCAUUUCAUUAACAAACUAAGCCAUUGGGAUGCUCCUCUAUGAACAGAGUGCAAAUACAUUACAGUCUCAAAGGCAAAUGUUUAACUCUCAAGCUUUGAACAGUUUUGCACACAUUUCAUUUGUGCAUGUACUUACUGGUUAGAGGUGUAUUUACACAAGGAUGGAUGAAAUAAAGUUUACAUCCAAUAGAAUAUUAUUUUCCCGAACUGCUCCUAGGCUAAAUUAUCAUUAUAUCAUCAGUGUCUCACAAAAUUUACAUGAUAGCUUUGCAUUAGGUUCAACAGAGGGAGUAAACCUCUGACUGAAAUUCCAGAUAAACCCAACUUCUGCAUUGCAGUCAAAAUAAAAAAAGGAACAUCACCCAAACAUUGAAAAUUGAUUUUAAAACCUACCCAUGUCCAUUUCCCUGGAAAUAGGGUCCCAAGGUUUCCUAUGUGUCUUCAAUCUGGAAGAUGGGUUAUUGUUGGACCUAACCACAUGUUCUUAAAAAAAAAAUUGCUCACGCUAUGUCUUUGUUACACUCACUUCAGAAAACACAUAGG
Molecule: messenger RNA, 4417 nt
Organism: Pocillopora meandrina
Lineage: Eukaryota; Metazoa; Cnidaria; Anthozoa; Scleractinia; Pocilloporidae
Source: the annotation of a GenBank genome assembly